AUGAAAUACUCGUAUCGGUAUAUAUCUCAAGGAGAACGGGUACAAGCAUGUCCCUACGAGCAUGCACUUUACAUAAAGAAGAGUGGAGGCAAUGUGAUAUUUGUUGCUCUUUAUGUCGAUGACCUCAUUUUUUUGGGUAACAAUGAUGAUGAGAUGAUAGAAGAGUUUAAGGGCACAAUGACACGAGAAUUUGAGAUGACAGAUUUGGGCUUGUUGAAGUUUUUCCUUGGUUUGGAGGUUAAACAAGGAGAGACGGGUAUUUUUAUAUCACAGGAGACAUAUGCAAAAGAGAUUUUGAAGAAGUACAAGAUGACAAAUUGCAACUCGAUAUCAAUACUAAUGGAACCAGGUGCAAAACUCUCGAAAUACGAUGAAGGAGAACGAGUAGAUGCAAAUAGGUACCAGAGUUUGGUAGGAAGCCUUUGCUAUCUUACAUGCACAAGGUCAGAUCUUUCAUUAAGUGUCUACAUUAUAAGUUGGUUCAUGGAAGAGCCGAUUUAUUCACAUUGGAGGGUGUUGAAGCGAGUCCUACGGUACAUCGAAGGAACAGUGUCACUUGAGUUGUUCUACUUGAAAGUAGAAGAUUACAAGUUGGUUGGUUACUUUGACAACGAUUUGUGUGGAGACAUAGACAACGGAAAAGUGCAUCGGGUUAGAACUUUGUUGAGCGAGAUGAAACUAAAGAAACUAGGUGCAAUAGUGAUUCAAGUUGACAACAAAUCAACAAUUGAGUUGGCAAAUAACCCAGUGAACCAUGAAAGAAGCAAACACAUUGAUGUUCGUUUUCACUUUAUCCGAGAUCAUGUGAAGGAAGGAAGUGUGGAAUUGCUGCAUAUGGCUUUUGCAAAGAAAUCCAGACUUCCAUUUACAUUGCUAAGUGAUGAGGGUAACAAAGUAAGGAAAGAAUGGGGAGUUCCUGCCGAUCUUUUUGGAACAUUGCCUAGACGACAGACUCAUGUUCUUGAUAAGAAUGGGAUUGUGCAGCUCAUUUAUAUAACCAAUUCCAACUCGUAA
This is a messenger RNA of Cucurbita moschata (crookneck pumpkin), 1014 nucleotides long. RefSeq lists its product as uncharacterized. NCBI's taxonomy places the organism in Eukaryota, Viridiplantae, Streptophyta, Magnoliopsida, Cucurbitales, Cucurbitaceae. The transcript has 3 exons. The record is from RefSeq and is a predicted model, not a curated record. Gene Ontology annotation, molecular function: antioxidant activity; oxidoreductase activity. The coding region runs from base 1 to 1014 and encodes 337 amino acids.